AUGUCAUUGAAUCGGCAGCAAAGAGAGAAAUUUGUGACGAGUCAUAUGAACCAAAAAUACAAUCUUGUACACAUGGCAUCGCUAACAGGGCCGCCGCAGUUAUCCGGUUUGUAUUUAAAAAGCUUUUACAACGCUGCAAAGAGGAAUCGCUUGCAACUGCCAGAGCACAUAACGGGAGACGGGACAAAAUUCUGUGGGAAAUGUGGAUGCGUGCGAAUUGGUGGAGUGAAUGUGCGACAACGAUUAGAGGACGUGAGUGACGAGCUUUCCAACGGUGGAAAUCAAGUCUUGAGUUAUGAGUGUUUGGAUUGUGGAGACCUGAAAAGUUUUCCGAUCAAACGGACUGGAGUGAGAGAAAACACGGGGAAACCAGUGGCAGGGCCAUUUACCGAGAGUAUGCGCUCCAAGAUGCCUGGAAUUAAAGAAGCUCAGAAAUCGGGUAGUGAGAAUGGUAUCGGUAAACGGUCCAGUGCGAAGGAAAGGGCCAAAAAAAGGAAAUUGAGCACCUUGAGUAACUUGUUGUCAAAGAAAAAUGGCGAAAAGCAGCCCAAGAAGAGCUCGUUGUUGAACCUUGAAGAUUUCUUGAAGAAGUAA
This is a messenger RNA of Lachancea mirantina, 594 nucleotides long. NCBI's taxonomy places the organism in Eukaryota, Fungi, Ascomycota, Saccharomycetes, Saccharomycetales, Saccharomycetaceae. The record is from the annotation of a GenBank genome assembly.